This is a messenger RNA of Angiostrongylus costaricensis, 201 nucleotides long. The record is from the annotation of a GenBank genome assembly. NCBI's taxonomy places the organism in Eukaryota, Metazoa, Nematoda, Chromadorea, Rhabditida, Metastrongylidae.
AUGACACCCGAUGAUAUGAUCGAAAGCGUGGAAACAGCGUCACCAACGAAUACAUCUAUAGUGGCACGUCCAAAGAAGAAAGAGCCAGAAUCCAGUGAAGACAGCCUCAUUCACGUGACAAAAACGACGAGCACGAAUAAAAUAUCGUUCAAGAAAGUUCCGAACGCUGAUGAAGACAUCUCUGCAGAUGAGGAGACGUGA